AGAAGUCGAAGAACUACGCCAAAUGCUCUUCCAAAUGCAAAACGAAAGCUCUGCUUUCUCCCCAACAUCGGCUGCAAGUCGUUUUCGUCAGCAACAUCCACAACAUAUACAAAAACCUCAAAGUCCUCCUUCACCUCCUCAUCCUUCCAUUCCUCAACCAGUACUUCAACAAACAUUUCAAUCAACAACAAAUCAACAAUUGAGACAAGCUUUGAUUUUACAAAACCAGGCUGCAAUUAAUAAUAGCAAUUCUCAGGGCCAAGCUCAACAACAAUUUCAACACUCAGGAAACGCAAACAAUUAUAAUUCGCAUGUGCUCCAACUCUUUCUUUCUCAAGCUUCAGCAAACCAACAGCAUCAUUCUCAGCAUUCUCAAAAUUUAUCUCACCCUCCAAUGAGUUCCGCUUCCUCCUCCUCAACAUCCGCUUCCAAUCCAGCAACAGCCCCAGGUGUUAAUCGAAUACUUGAACAAAUUGGACAGCAACUUGAUAUUGCUACACUACAGGGGAAUGGAAAUAAUCCAACUGCCCAACAAAGCACAGAAAAGCAGCAACACCAACUUUUAGUUUCUACAAUUCAGAUGCUUCAACAAGCUGCACAAAUUCAGCAAAUUAAUGGGCAAGCAUCGCAGCAGCAAGGAAGUGGGGCUAGUACCCGGAAUAAUAGUAUUCAGAGUGGAGAAUCAGUCUUUUAUGAUCCUUCAAAUAUGGAUGUUAGUGAAACAUCCUCAUCUUCCUCAUCUACAAAUGCACAGGUUAUGCUGCAAACUUCUCCACAAUUAUUGUUAGACUCAAAACCUGCUGCUUUACUUCAACAAUUGCAACAUCAACAACAACAAAUAGUUAAUGUAAAUCAAAUUCAACAACAACAACAACACCAACAAAAUCAGCAACAACAGAACUUGCUAAACCCUAAUAAUCGAAAUAAUCAGUUGGAUUUGAUUAGCGCCGCAAUUUCACGUACAAAUGCUGCGGUUACCUCCCAUUUGCUCUCACCGGCACAUGGAGGAGAAACUAAUGUUAUUCAACAACAGCAACAACAAUGCAAUACUACACUGUCUAAUACUCCCAUGGCCGCAAAAUUAGCUACACUUCAAACUUUAUUAGUCUCAUUACAACAACAGCAACAACAACAACAACAAUUAGCUUUACAUCAACGUAUACAACAACAGCAGCAUCAAACAGCAGUUAUUUCUAAUGCCAAAAAUCAGCAACAUCACUUUGCUGCUCCAAAUAAAUUUGUUUUGCAGCAACAGUCCCCAACACGUGAUAAUAUUUCUUUAUCAGUUUCUGCUGUAACAGCACAUCAACAGCAACAGCAGCAUUUUACUCCUAGAAAUAAUCAACACCUCCUCCAUCAACAUCAUCAUUCUGCUCCAGCAGUCCCCGUUCCCUCCACCUUUCCUCGAAAUUUACCUCAACACCAACACCCCCACCAAACCCCACAACAGCGUCAUCACGAUACCAACCACCAUCAAUUACUCCAACACCACCAUUCUGCCCAACAUGAACGUGUUGUUGUUGUUGAGCGGCGUAGAGCAGCUAGCGAUGAUUAUAUCCAAUCUAUCUGCUCCCAAAAAUAUACAGAAGAGUAUAUUCAACAAAUACAAAUACCCGUACCUGAAGCACACGCUUGCGAUCCAAAUUUCCGCCCUCUUACUGAACAACAAGUUAUCCAACAAGUCUUACAAAAUAAAAAAUAUGAAAAUCAAAGUGUUGCUGAAACAAUGGCUCAGUUAUGCAAAAAGUUGGCAGAAAAGCGUGUUUUUGGUUCCCGUUUAAUGUCUAAGACAACUGUAGCAGCUCCAAAUCAUUCGAGUUAUAGUAACUUGCCGUUGCCGGGCAUCAUUUAUAUUUAUUAUGUUUGCCAAAAAGUGCUUUUUAAACGUGUUGAGAAAGAGGAAGAGUUUAAAGAGUGUUUUCGUGAUGCAAUGCGUAAAUUGGCUGCUAGGUGAUAAAAAUUAAUUAAAUUAAACAAUGAAUUAUAGUACAUAGCUGGUCCCCUACCGGUUGAGGAUAACUUUUUUUGAGA
This is a messenger RNA of Meloidogyne enterolobii, 2031 nucleotides long. NCBI's taxonomy places the organism in Eukaryota, Metazoa, Nematoda, Chromadorea, Rhabditida, Meloidogynidae. The record is from the annotation of a GenBank genome assembly.